ACUGCAGCCUCCAGGAUGAGCAGUUCUCCCUGGUUUUCACCAUUGGCUCCUUCAUGAACAACUUCAUGACCUUCCCCAUGGGCUUCAUCUUCGACCGCUUCGGCACCACUGUCGCCCGUCUCAUUGCCAUCUCCCUCUACACUGGUGGGACCCUGCUCGUCGCCUUCUCCACCCCAGAGAUGGCAGUGCUGCUCUUCCCGGCCAUGUCCAUGCUAUCAGUGGGUGGCAUCCUCCUCAUCCUCACCAACAUGCAGGUAGGAAACCUCUUUGGGAAGUACCGCUCCAUCAUCAUCACCCUCUACAACGGAGCCUUUGACUCCUCCUCCGCCAUCUUUCUC
Molecule: messenger RNA, 338 nt
Organism: Chaetura pelagica (chimney swift)
Lineage: Eukaryota; Metazoa; Chordata; Aves; Apodiformes; Apodidae
Gene: SLC43A3
Product: solute carrier family 43, member 3
Exons: 4
Source: RefSeq, a predicted model, not a curated record